This is a messenger RNA of Fonsecaea erecta, 2097 nucleotides long. RefSeq lists its product as hypothetical. The record is from RefSeq and is a predicted model, not a curated record. Gene Ontology annotation, cellular component: nucleus. Lineage: Eukaryota; Fungi; Ascomycota; Eurotiomycetes; Chaetothyriales; Herpotrichiellaceae. Gene Ontology annotation, molecular function: RNA binding; metal ion binding. The transcript has 4 exons. Gene Ontology annotation, biological process: negative regulation of DNA-templated transcription. The coding region runs from base 1 to 2097 and encodes 698 amino acids.
AUGAUUUCUGACGAACAUUACGACCUUUGUCGUCCUAUUCUCGACGAUCCGGCUAUAGAAGAGGAGGAUAAAACAGAGCGGUUGGAGGAGUUACUGAGCAAAGUGGGUGGUUUGAAGGGUGCAGCUUUGGAAAAUGCCGUCCUUGACGCCCUGUGGAAACAUCGAAACGCUCAACGCGGUGAGACCGCUGAGACUCCCUUGCGACACAAUGUCAUUCGCAAGUCGUCCCCCGCUCCCUGGCAAGCUCGCGCUCCUACGCCCCUCGGGUCACCGCCGCCGCUCUCCUCGAGCCCCGCCCUCUCGGCAGGAUUCCCAGCCUCGCGGCCGAGCUUCUCUCGCCAGAAGUCCAAUAUCCCUUCCCCCUUUGUGUCUCCUCGUCCUUCACCACGCCUUGCUCUGGCCCAGCCUAUCCCUCACAGUCCGAGCUUGAAUGCCUAUGAAUUUUCCGAUGCGAGUCCUGCCCCGGAUACUUAUGGCGACUAUGGACACGAGAACGUGGACUGGCUACUGGCUGACGAGUCCACCAGUAAUGCUUCUUCCACGGCCACCGGCGGCUUGAGCGCUGCUGCACCAGAAUGGGUCCCUCAGCCAGAUAUGAGUCCCUAUGAUAUCUUGCGUUCCGUCCUGGGCGACCGGAAGACCGACGAAGAGAUCGAGGAAGCCUCAAUAAGAACUCUUCCGUCGGCUGAGAACAACGUUCUGGUCGGCAAGUCCAUGGCAGUCAACCCGGCCCGACCUUCCACCCCCAGCUCGCAAAAGAAUCCGAUCGUCUGCAAAUACUGGCUGACAUCGGGUUCCUGUCUUCGUGCCGACUGUCGUUUUGCUCACGACACUAGUGGCUAUCUGUGCAAAUACUGGAUGAAUGGUAAUUGUCUUGCGGGAGAUGCAUGCCAGUUCUCCCACGACCCCGCGCUUCUCAUCAAUCAUCUCACAGUUGGCGAAGGCCCUGUUGCUCCCCAACCAUUUCAACUGCAGGAUCACUAUGAACAAUUUCCCUCGCUCAGCAACCUCAGCAACCAAACCGUCAGGAACACUCUCCAAGCUGGCUUGGCCGCGGGAAACGUUUUUGUCCCUGCUAAUCAAAAGAAUCGUGGUGCUUUGAGCAACUUGGCCGCUGGCCCUCGCUCCCAUUCUCGACCCAAUUCGCGCCAUCAAAAUCGACCGGAGACACCUUCGUCUUUGUCCAUGGACGAUCCUGAGGCGUUUCCAACUCUGGGCUCUGCCAAAAGGGGAUCUAAGCAUCAUGGCCACCGGUCAAGACAUGGUCAUGGAAGUGCAGAGAAGGAGACACCUUCUUCACUCGCAGACGUUGUUCGCAUGUCUCCAUCCCCUGCUACCGCCCAACAGCGCAAAGUUGAUGCGGGCCGGAAGAUCAGAACGUAUGGCGGCUCUGAGAGUGCCGCAGCACGAAAGAUUCCCGAGCCUCAGCAUAUCCCGUGGCUGGAGACCGGGGGACGUGCCAAUCAGCAGUAUUUGAAAUACAGACAGGAAGCGAUCAAGCACGGAAGUAUACGAAAUAAAUUCCUGCAGAGCGCGGCUCAAGCUUGGAACCGGAACGAUGCCCGAGCUGCCAAAGCCCUCUCUCUCCGGGGCCAGGCUGAAAAUGAUGCGAUGCGCAAAGCACACCGCGAGGCUGCCAAGGCCCUCUACGAGGAACGAAACAAGCAUCUCUCCACCUCCCCUGUUGACGACGACGAAGAAUUGUACAUUGACCUACACGGCCUGCAUCCGGAGGAAGCUAUCGAGUACCUUGAGAACAUCCUCCUCACCCAUUCCAAGAGAGGCAGAAGAAUCAUCUAUGCGAUCACCGGGACCGGUCAUCACUCCAAAAACGGUAAGGACAAGGUGGGAAAGGGGGUGCGGAACUGGCUGAAUGAAUGGGGCUACACCUUCCGCGAGUUUAGUGUACCCGGCGAAAGGGGUGGAUAUAUCGGUGGUGUGCUGGGCAUUGAUAUCACCAGCCACAGGCGCCAGCCUCUCUCCGCUGAUGAGAAGGGGGAUGGAACCGAACAGGAGACCUCACCGACGCCAGCCGUCGUGACCGCCGUGGGGAGUGGAAGGAUCCAGGUCCUCAAGCGCGAGGAAGUGCCUGCGUGA